CUUCAGUGAAGCUAGUUAACAUGUCAGAAAAUAGUGGAGGAGGAAACUUCAACGAAGAUUGGUAUGCACCACAGCAACAUACCUACCGGAGAAGACCAAGGAGCAAUCACCACAAUUCAUCAGACAAUAGAAGGCAUCAGGGUAAUCAACCAAGGCAACAGAGUUCCCAACCGCAUCAAAGUUAUCAACCAAGACAUCAUUCAGGGUAUGGCCCUGCACAAUAUCACAAUGGACAUUCUAAUGGUAGCUUCAACUUGGAAAUGAGUGACAGAUCUUAUGGUAAUUCGCCCAGAAGGCCAACUGGGCAUCAUCAAAAUCGACAAAAUUCAUCACGCCACACCUACAAGAGGGACCGAGAACGUGACCACAAGCAAGAAUCUAGAGAGAGCUCCCAGCGCGAGCGCUCUGGUACUGCUAUUCAAGAUAACCAAGCUACCUCACUGCGCCAUCAGAUUGAAUCAAAUACAUAUGAAUGCAUGGUCUGCUAUGAAACAUUGAACGCAUUUUGUGCGACUUAUUCUUGUAUCCAAUGUUACAAUAUAUUUCAUCUGACUUGUAUAAGACAAUGGGCUUCAUCUAAACUAUCUGAUAAUACUCUACCUGAGGAUGCAACUGCUGAUUGGAGAUGUCCAGCUUGCCAACUCUCUUCCACUAGCCUUCCCUUUCGAUAUUUGUGUUUUUGUGCAUCAGUUGUUAAUCCUGAAUACAAGUCAUUCAUAUUACCCCACAGUUGUGGAGAAAAAUGUACUAGAGUGAGAGAUUCCUGUUCACAUCCUUGUCCUGAACUGUGUCACCCUGGGAAAUGUCCAGCAUGUCCUGCAUCGGUCAUAACCUAUUGUGCAUGUGCAACAGAAUCUAAAAGAGUGAAGUGUAGUCAGAAAGACACUCCUUUCCAGUGUGCCAAAUCAUGUGGAAAACUUUUAAAUUGUAGAAAGCAUCACUGCGAAACUAUUUGCCAUUCUGGUGUAUGUGAUGACUGUCCUGAAUCUAAUGAGCUAGCUUGUUACUGUGGAAAAUCGUCCAAAGAUGUUCCAUGUGGGCUGGAGAAAGAAAGUAUGGGUCUUGAUCAUACAGGUUAUUGGUCUUGUUUUGAGAAAUGCUCCAAGACACUGACCUGUGAGAAUCACAUGUGUCUUCUACGCUGUCACUCUGGUCCAUGUCCACCUUGUGAAACUGAUGCUUCUGCAAUCACCAACUGUCCAUGUGGUAAAACGAAACUUGAAAAAAUAACUCCAGGUGUCAGACAGACAUGCCUUGAUCCCAUUCCUACUUGUAAAAGAAUAUGCAAGAAACCACUUGAUUGUGGAAUUGCUGACAUGAAACACUUGUGCCAGGCAAUUUGUCACAACGGACUUUGUCCUCCCUGUCUUGACAGAUCCAUUGUCAUGUGUACAUGUGAAUCGUCCUCAGAAUCUAUGUUGUGUUCAGACAUACCCGAGGGAGGGCUGAGAUGUGAGAAGGUUUGCUAUAAAAAGAAAAGUUGUGGCAGACACCGUUGUAACAGCAAAUGUUGUCUAGAAGAUAAUCACAUUUGUAUGAUGCCUUGUGGGAAAAUGCUAACUUGCAAAAAGCACAAAUGUGAGGAGCUAUGUCACAGAGGACAUUGUAUGCCAUGCUUGCUUUCAACAUUCCAUGAAGUUUACUGCACAUGUGGUAAAACCAAACUGGAUCCUCCUGUGGCAUGUGGUACUGCUCCACCAAAUUGUAAUGAGCCUUGUGGCCGAGACCACUCUUGUCCUCAUCCAGUAACUCAUACUUGCCACUAUGAGGAGCAGUGUCCUCCUUGUGCUCAACUCGUCAAUAAAGUCUGCAUGGGCGGACAUACAGUGCGCUUCAACAUCCCCUGUCAUGUACAGGAUGUCUCAUGUGGAGAUGUGUGCAAAAAGCGGCUACCUUGCAACAUGCACACAUGUGAGAGAUGGUGCCACAAGAGUGCUUGUGUUCUUUCUGACAGCGUCUGUGAACUUCCCUGCUUAAAAACUAGAAUUAUUUGCUCUCAUCCUUGUAAUGCUAAAUGUCAUCUAGAGAAACCCUGCCCUCAAAAUGUAUGCUUUGAAAAGGUUAAAGUUGUAUGUGAAUGUAGGAGAAGGUCUAUCAUGGUUCUGUGUUUCAAAGGAGCUACUCUGACUUCGGAGACACCGGAUCUUACUCGGUAUAGUGCAAAGCUGAAAAGCGUAGGCUUGUCUCUUUUGCAACAAGAUCUUCUGGACUAUCUCAAGAGUGGUGUGGUUCAGUGUGAUGAAAAUUGCAAAGUUGAGGAGAGAAAUCAGAGAAUGGCUGAGGGUCUUGGUCUCAAAGAUGUCCCUAUUGAUGCCAUUAUUGCUCCUACUUAUUCAGAAUUUCUACAAAAUGAAGCCCGAACCAAGAAAGAAUUCAUUAUCGAAAUUGAGAAUGUAUUUUUUGAUCUGAUUACUAAGUACAAGAAAAAGAAUCAGGCACUAGAUAAUUUCAACAAAGUUAAAUUCAUAUAUCACGACUUUAAAGUCAUGAACAAAGAAAAAAGAAGAACAGUUCACGAACUAGCGGUACCCUACAAAAUAACAUCACAAAGUAUGGAUGAAGAACCUCACCGCAAUGUUCAGGUUCGGAUAGGAUGGGAUGCUGUGGAACCUUCGAUAAAACUCUCUCAGUAUUCUCAGCGAAGGGUUAUUGGUGGUGUUGGAGCUAAAGCUACACAGAAACCAGCUCAGAAAGUAAAGGAAGAUGCUCCGAAUUUGCAAACACUUUGCUUGAGGACUAUGCAGAGAGAUGAAAUAGUUUUUGACAGUUGGGAAGAUAUAGACGAGAAUUAAAUGUUUAGAUAAUCUGUUUUGUGGGACGUAAUGGUUUUAUUUUGUUUUAGAUCAAUAAUUCAUUUUAAGUUAUUUGUGUUUGCCAGCGCUUUUUACACA
This is a messenger RNA of Bolinopsis microptera, 2891 nucleotides long. Its product is annotated as transcriptional repressor NF-X1-like. Gene Ontology annotation, biological process: negative regulation of transcription by RNA polymerase II. Gene Ontology annotation, cellular component: nucleus. Lineage: Eukaryota; Metazoa; Ctenophora; Tentaculata; Lobata; Bolinopsidae. Gene Ontology annotation, molecular function: zinc ion binding; DNA-binding transcription factor activity, RNA polymerase II-specific; RNA polymerase II transcription regulatory region sequence-specific DNA binding. The record is from RefSeq and is a predicted model, not a curated record.